CGGCGCUCGGCGGCGCUGCCUGGCAGGGUCGGAAGCAGCCGCCGGCCCGUCCGGUUCGGCUCGGCUCGGCUCGGCUCGGCUCGGGCGGGCUCCCGCGGCGGGGCUGAGGCGGGCGGGCGCCGCCAUGGUUUAAAGAACGGCGGGCGGAGGCGAACGGGCAGGAGUCAUGAACCUGCUCCCGGCCAACCCGCACGGCAACGGGCUGCUCUACGCUGGCUUCAACCAGGACCACGGAUGCUUUGCAUGUGGAAUGGAAAAUGGAUUCCGAGUCUAUAACGCAGAUCCACUCAAAGAAAAAGAGAAACAAGAAUUCCUAGAAGGUGGCGUUGGCCAUGUUGAAAUGUUGUUUCGCUGCAACUAUUUAGCACUAGUAGGUGGAGGGAAAAAGCCAAAGUACCCGCCUAACAAAGUCAUGAUCUGGGAUGACCUGAAGAAGAAGACUGUCAUUGAGAUAGAGUUUUCUACAGAAGUCAAAGCAGUUAAGCUGCGAAGAGACAGAAUUGUGGUAGUCUUGGACUCAAUGAUUAAAGUUUUCACAUUCACACACAACCCCCACCAGCUGCACGUCUUUGAAACCUGCUACAACCCUAAAGGUCUCUGUGUCCUUUGUCCAAAUAGUAAUAAUUCUCUUCUUGCGUUUCCUGGAACACAUACUGGGCACGUGCAGAUAGUGGAUCUCGCUAAUACGGAAAAGCCUCCUGUCGACAUACAGGCUCAUGAAGGAGUCUUGAGCUGUAUCGCUUUAAACCUGCAGGGAACAAGAAUUGCAACAGCAUCAGAAAAAGGGACCCUCAUAAGAAUAUUUGAUACUUCAUCAGGGCAUUUAAUCCAGGAGCUACGAAGAGGAUCACAGGCAGCCAAUAUAUACUGUAUUAACUUCAAUCAGGAUGCUUCCCUAAUCUGCGUAUCCAGCGACCACGGCACAGUACAUAUUUUUGCUGCAGAAGACCCUAAAAGAAAUAAGCAGUCAAGUUUGGCCUCUGCCAGCUUUCUCCCCAGAUACUUCAGUUCCAAAUGGAGUUUUUCCAAAUUUCAGGUUCCCUCAGGCUCUCCAUGCAUUUGUGCCUUUGGAACAGAGCCAAACGCUGUCAUAGCAAUAUGUGCAGAUGGCAGCUAUUACAAGUUCUUAUUCAACCAAAAAGGGGAAUGCUCAAGGGACGUCUAUGCUCAGUUUCUAGAAAUGACGGACGACAAGCUUUGACUGAGGUGAGGGAGUGCGUGGGUCAAAGUACUGCCUUGGCUAUUCCACGUCUUUGGAAGGACAGUAUACGAAUGUCCAAUACUGAUCAAGGAGUUUAGCAGACCUCACUGAGAAGCCUGGCCCAACGUGAUCAGAACAAGCGCUGAAGUAGUGGACUCCAUAUGUUUAUUCUCAUUUCUGCAAGUAUUCAUCAUUAAAAUCUCUUUGGGUUACUGUCAUCAACUCAAGUUUUCAAGACGGUGGCUUUCAACAAGCUUGUGCCUAUUGGGUUUCUCUUAAUCUAAACUGUGAAAUGACUUUAGAUUAAACACGAGUGCCUGCCACGCUAAAGGAGCUGCAGGGGGCUGUACAGACUACAGCUAGCCUUAGAAAAAGGGAUGUGAAAACAGGACUUUAGGCAUUGCUUUACUUCCGCUGGAUGGCUGGGAGUGGGGGGAAUACUGUGGCUCAUGCUUAAAUAAGGCUCCGCCGGCUGGGCUGGGAGCAGGCGCGCCGCCUUCCCCUCCCGGAGCACGUCCAGGUAGCAGAGGGGAGGGCGGGCAAGCGCGUGGCGUAGAUACCUGUAGCUCGACCCAUGCUUGUCCUCUGGCCUGGCGGACGGGGUCGGGUGGUGGAGGCGCAGCCUCAGGCUGCUGCUCCCGUACGCGUACGGCGGCCAUCAGCGCUCGUGGUCCAAGGUGCCAAACUGUACAGAGUAGCCCACGGUGUGUUUAGGCACUGGCUCUCCUCCUCGGCGCACCGAGCGAGCGCACGAGCUCCUGUGUUUGGAGAGGCCAUUCUGUAACGAAGCAGCCAUUCCAGGUUUAAAAACCACCCUCGGAACAGGUGUGAGAGCUGUCCUCACUGCUUCUAGCGCUGCUGGGCUUCAGCUGGAAGAGGGGACAGGCCGCUUACGCAUCCAGCACAAUAAGUGAACCAGGUGGCACGAAGUAUACUGCUCUGCCAUGGCUUUAAACUUGGAAACUUUUGGGUUUUUUUUUUUAAUUUGAGAUGUUGCAUACUAAAUAGUGUUGGCCUAGGGACAGUUAGGUUAGACUAAACUGACUUGUAAACUCUUCCCCAAAAUGGUUAUAUGGCAAUUAAUAUUUACUGCUGAACUAAGGCACAGGAUGCUAGCCCAGAAACUGAAAUAGCCACAAGCUCUCCGUUCAUAGCACUAAAUACCUGGGGGAGGGAAGUCUUGCUCUUCUGAAACUUAAUUUCACAGCUGCUUCAACUCUGACACGCCAGUUCACUCUAAGAUUGUUUCGCUGCAAACUCUAAAUUUGACAAGUUUCUUUUAGCAUCACGUAACAUACUAAGGACUAACUUCUACGCAGAUUUUGAUGUCGAGGUUGCAUGUCGCUUUUAUGUGUAUUUAAUCACAAAUUGUUUUGCACACUUAUUUGUAAUAUGUUAUUUCUUUUAAAUAAAAGUAACUAAUUUUGCUGUA
Messenger RNA from Phalacrocorax carbo (great cormorant), 2633 nucleotides. Lineage: Eukaryota; Metazoa; Chordata; Aves; Suliformes; Phalacrocoracidae. The record is from RefSeq and is a predicted model, not a curated record.